AGAUGACCCUUGUAGCUGACUGAUCUGUGACUGCUAGAUCUAUCUCUCUGCUCGACAAUCUCUUGCAUGUGAAGACCACGACAUUCGUCUAUCCGGGGCGUUGCAGGUGCCGGUGCAGCCCAUCAACAUGCAUAGAUGACGACAGCCACAAUCGUUGAGCAUGCCGCCGUCUCUCAGCCAAAAGACGACGCUGAAUCGCGCAACAGCGCCAGGAUCGGCGGUGCGAGUGCCGUGUCGCGCUCACUCAUCGGUCAAAUACUCGCUGUUUGGUUUCGCGUGCCCGUCAAGCUAUUCAGGCCAGCACGGAUCGAUUAUAUGAUUGUACCGCGUGCCUUGUUUGCAAAACCUGCUACACCGGGUGAGCAUGCGCGUUGGUGGCAACGGUCUACACCGUACUUACUUGGGAAAGCCGUUCGACAGCAUGGCAUUGGCUUCAUUCCAAAUUACGUCUUGCCGCCAUUGUUUGCGAAUAGCUUGAUUGGUGUUGUCUUGUAUACGACGUAUAUUGAAGCGCUGGGUGUGCUGCAUGCACCAUCGAAGCAGGCCAAUAACCCAUUUCCACCGCCACCACCGGAAGCCACGCUCAAAGCAGGCGCUCUGGCUGGGUGUGCACAGGCACUUGUCAGUCAGCCUAUUGACGCGCUGACCGUACGUUUUGAGAUUGCCAGUGUUCUCGGAGGUAAAAUGCCAAACUUGUGGCUCUGGUGCCUGCAGACCGUUCAAAAGACUGGUCUCAAACCCAUCUUUGGUGGAUUCUUGUUGAGUGCCAUGAAGGAAUCAGUGAGCAUGGCUGCAUUCUUCUGUUUGUUCGAAAUGGUCAAGGGACAAGGGUACUACGCCUUCCUGCGGCUCAUCUAUGGGCGGGAUCACCUCAGUCUGUAUAACAGCUCAUUCGGCAACCAUCGCAAUCAAGAUAAUCUCGAGGGAGAAGGCAAACCCGCAGCUAGGCCGUACUGGAUGAUUGGCCCUACCUUCCUGCUAGCAGCAGGUCUAGCAGCGUCGGUCGCGCACACAUCCGUUCACUAUCCACUCACAAGAAUACAAAACGUGCAUAUGACCAGACUUGAAUCUGCCAGCUACAGACAACGCUUUGAAGCACAAUUUCACAAUCGAGCAGCAGCGAGCGUGUAUUUGGGGGAGUACAGCACAACGCUACAGCAAUGCCAUGCACAGGCACAGAAAUACGCCAAACGUGCAGGAUCCAGCGUUACGGCUGGGUGGGGACGAUUCUUGUUUCGUGGAUUCACCCAAACUGCUAUACGUGGGGCUCCAGCAACGGCUGUAGGCCUCAUCAUCUUUGAGAGCUUUAGAAGUCACUUCAGCCAGCAGGGAGACGUCUUUCUUGAUUGA
Protomyces lactucae-debilis is the source of this 1350-nucleotide messenger RNA. Its product is annotated as mitochondrial carrier domain-containing protein. The record is from RefSeq and is a predicted model, not a curated record. Gene Ontology annotation, biological process: mitochondrial L-ornithine transmembrane transport. Bases 136 to 1350 code for a protein of 404 amino acids. Gene Ontology annotation, molecular function: L-ornithine transmembrane transporter activity. Lineage: Eukaryota; Fungi; Ascomycota; Taphrinomycetes; Taphrinales; Protomycetaceae. The transcript has a single exon.